GGAACACAUUUGGAAGUGUCCUGUGUUGACAGGACAGAGUCUCCUGCUAGUUUUUACAAUGUUCAAAAGGAACAAGCCCUCUGCUACAGACAGAAAAAGAGAAUUAUUUGCCCAAGGAGCUACACAGUCCUUAUUGAAGAAUGACAUAAAAAAUUUUCAUUCUUUGUCACAACUUGUACUAUCUGCUGGUGGACUGAGAAAAACAGCAAGCAAACAUUCAAAAACUACUCAUUUUGAAAUAGAAAUCCUUGAUGCUCAAACCAGAAAGCAGAUAUGUAUUGUGGACAAGGUGUCUCCAACAUCUACACUCCGGGAUGUUAAACAAAAAAUUCACAAAGCAUGUCCCCAGUGGUACCCUUCCCGUAUUGGCCUUCAACUGGAACAUGGUGGGCCCUUUCUGAAGGAUUAUGUAACCAUUCAAAGUAUUGCAGCUUCUUCCAUUGUUACCUUAUAUUUCACAGAUCUAGGUCAGCAGGUCAGUUGGACAACAGUUUUUCUGGCUGAAUACACAGGACCUCUGCUAAUCUACCUCAUCUUUUACAUGCGGCUCACAUAUAUUUAUGAUGCAAAGGAAAGUUCAAGAAGAUUCCGCCAUCCAGUGGUACACUUGGCUUGUUUCUGCCACUGUUUACACUAUGCCCGCUACCUUCUAGAGACAUUGUUUGUUCAUAAACUGUCUGGAGAGCAUACACCUUUGAAAAAUUUGAUUAAGGGAUGUGCCUUUUACUGGGGAUUCACUUGUUGGAUUGCAUACUACAUUAAUCAUCCACAGUACACACCACCAUCCUUUGGAAACAGACAAAUCACAGUUUCUGUCCUCAAUUUUCUGAUUUGUGAAGCUGGGAAUCAUUUUAUCAACGUAGUAUUAGCUCAUCCAAAUCACACAGGACAUAAUGCCUGUUUCCCAAGUCCAAGUUACAACCCUUUCACCUGGUUGUUUAUGUUUGUUUCCUGUCCCAACUACACCUAUGAGAUUGGGUCAUGGAUUAGUUUCACAAUUAUGACACAAACCCUACCAGUUGGAAUUUUUGCACUCCUGUUGAGUAUCCAGAUGUCACUGUGGGCACAAAAGAAGCAUAAAGUUUAUCUGAAGAAAUUUGAUUCUUAUGUACAUAGGAAAUCAGCGAUGAUUCCUUUCAUAUUGUAAAAGAGGGGAUAAUGUAGGAAAAUGACUUUCAUGUUCACAUUUUAAAUGUCUUUAUCAAAAUUGGAAACCCAAAAUCAAAUCAGAUAAAUAAAAAUAAAAGAGUAAGAAGGGGAUUACAGAAAGAGACCUCUCAAUUUUUCAGGGAAUUAUUUUCUAAACACAACUGAGUGGAAAAUGUGUUGGAAAGAGCCCUGACUGGGCCAUCAAUCAUCUGAAUGAUCUUGGGCAUUCCACUUAAUUUUUCUGGGCCUUAAUACAAGAAUCCAGAAUUCUAAGUUGUUUAACAUUAUUAUUUGCUUUGCACUAUAACAACAUGCAACAAUACGCAAUCUGGAGUCCAAUGCUAAACAUUUUACUAGGUAGUUUUAGGGGGUGAUUAAAAAUAUUUCAAUUAUACAAUUCCAAUUUAAUAGCUGGUAAAGUUAAGUCACAUUUCUGAGUUUAUGUAAUGAAUUAUUAAAUGCCAAAUUAUUAAAUUGUAAUAUAAAGAAUUUUUAAGAAUCAAAUUAGAUUAUAGGUGGAAUGGUUGACAUUAUUUUGUUACAUGUAAUUUACCAUUAUACAUGAUUAUGAAAUUGAAAUUAGGAUUCAAAAUGAUUUCUUCAUUUUUUUUUUUCCUGCAAGUUUGGAUCAACAAGUCAAAGGACAACUAUUAAAAUACAAUCUAUAGCAUGAGUACUUAGAUUGGUGCUGGAGACAUAAAAAGAAAAUGAAAGCCCCUUUCUUCAAGGAGUUUAUAAUCUAAUUGGAAAGAAAGCAUAUAUGUUAUGUUAUAAUGUUGGUGACAAGAUGUUUUGAACUUGAGUUGAUUCAGCCUCAUAUUCAUUUAUGUUCACCAUAGGAAUAAAAUGAGAUACACUUGUUCUAUUUAGCAGUUUAACAAACCUGUUUUAUUUAGUCACAAGAAGAAAAGAAUAAUAAGGGCAUGCUUUGAAGAAAUCUUGAGUUGGUCAAACUAAGCAAAAUACUCCUGACUCUGUUAACUAGUAAAACCUCCAUCAGAAGAUGAAACUCCAAGUGGUGCUUCCUAAUUAAGACAAGAAGGAAGGGAUGAUAAGAGCCUGAAUCUUAGUAUUUUGAGAGAUUCAAAUCUUAAAUAAAAUGUCAAUAUUUUUAGAGAAAAAUCUAUUUCUCUUCCAUGGAAUUUGGCAGGGCUUAGGAUAUUGUUCAAAGGUUUCAGAGAGAAGAUAAUUAGUGAAGUGAAGGAGAAGAAGAAGAAAAUGUUUCAACGAAUUAUUCCUCCAAAGGCACCUUUUUUGAGAUUAUUAUGGUGAUAAUCAUUAUUUACUUAAUACAUUUAGCAGCAAUAAUUGACUAUAAUAAGCA
Messenger RNA from Sarcophilus harrisii (Tasmanian devil), 2473 nucleotides. It is a transcript of the gene TECRL, whose product is annotated as trans-2,3-enoyl-CoA reductase like. Gene Ontology annotation, molecular function: oxidoreductase activity, acting on the CH-CH group of donors. The record is from RefSeq and is a predicted model, not a curated record. Bases 59 to 1147 code for a protein of 362 amino acids. The transcript has 12 exons. Gene Ontology annotation, biological process: very long-chain fatty acid biosynthetic process. Lineage: Eukaryota; Metazoa; Chordata; Mammalia; Dasyuromorphia; Dasyuridae.